AUCCACAUAAUCGCAUAACCCAGCUGUUUCUCUCUUCAUGGUUUACAUUAUACCCACACCCAACCUUAUGGCGAAAACUCCCUUCCUCCCUCUUAUGUUUCUGCUGCUAUUUGCUACCUUCAGAGUUACUUUGUCUGCCAACAUAACCACCGAUUAAUCCGCCCUUUUAGCCUUAAAAUCCCAUAUAACUCAUGAUCCACAUAAUCUCUUAGCAACCAACUGGUCCACUUCUAUCUCUGUUUGCAAUUGGAUUGGUGUCAGUUGUGGAUCCAGACACUACAGAGUCGCUGCUCUGAAUUUGUCAAAUAUGGAUCUCACGGGCACCAUCCCAUCUCAAUUAGGAAAUUUAUCUUUCCUUGCCUACCUCAACAUUCGUCACAAUAGUUUCCAUGGCUCUUUACCUACUGAGUUAGCCAAUUUGCAUCGGCUGAAGUAUUUGAACUUUGGCAACAACAGCUUCAUUGGAGAAAUCCCAUCAUGGUUUGGUUGUUUUGCUCAUCUUCAAAGCUUGUUGUUGUACGGUAACAACUUCACGGGUUCUAUUCCUUCGUCAAUCUUCAACAUUUCCUCUUUGCUAUAUAUUUCUCUGGGAUUCACCAAUCUCUUUGGUUCUCUAUCCUCCAAUACGUUCGAUUAUCUUCCUCAAUUACAACAUCUUGAUUUACGUGCGUGUCAACUUUAUGAAAGAAUUCCAUUGAGUUUAUUCAAAUGCAAAGAGUUGGAAUAUAUACAUUUGGGUACAAAUCAUUUGGAGGGAAUCAUACCAUUAUAAAUCUCAAAUUUAACUUCACUUAAAGUUUUCAUCAUCGGCGACAACAACUUUUCAGGUACAAUUCCAUCGGUUAUUGGAAAUAUAACUUCUUUAGAGUUCAUUAGUUUUGUGGGUAACAACUUGACAGGCCGUAUUCCUUCCUCAUUAUGCAAUUUAAGUUCCCUUCGUACGCUCUCUUUAUGGAACAAUAGCUUGGAUGGAACAAUUCCAGAAUGCAUUGGAAAUUUGAGUUCUCUUUUGGUGCUUGACAUAAGGAUGAAUAAUUUUCAUGGUAAAAUACCUGAAAAUUUUGUUGAAGGUUGCUCGAUACUCAGUUUUCGAAUCAACAACAACCAAGUAGAAGGGUCGUUACCACGAUCUUUGGGUAAUUGUAAAGACUUGAAACUUCUCGAUGUUGGAAACAACUAUUUGAGUGACACUUUCCCAAACUGGUUAGGAAAUUUGGACCAGCUGCAAGUGCUUGACUUGAGAUCAAAUAGAUUCUAUGGUAAGGUGGAUAGCUCUGAUGUUACCUUCACUCGUUUGCGUGUCAUUGAUGUUUCUCGUAAUAACUUCAGUGGCUAUCUACCUAUGAACUUUUUUGGAAAUUUACAUGCCAUUAGAGAAGUGAAUGAAAAGAAAGUUGGACCAGAGUACAUGAAAGAUAUAGUAGCAGGUACAGUAGAGUAUAUUGUGAGAGGUUUGUCUUUUACAACAAAAGGGUUGGAAUUAAAGUUUGAGAAACUAUCAACCAUAUGGACAAUUAUUGACUUCUCCAGCAACCAAUUCAUGGGAGAAAUUCCUAAAAUAAUUGGUGAGCUUCAUUCACUAAUUGUCCUAAACCUCUCUCAUAACUGUUUAACAGGUUCUAUCCCGUCAUCAUUGGGUGAUUUAUCGGAGCUUGAAUCAUUAGAUCUAUCAUCAAACAAGCUCCAUGGAAGAAUUCCAACAGAGUUUAAAAAUCUUGGAUUCUUGGAGGUGUUAAACCUUUCCCAUAAUAAUCUAGAGGGACCCAUUCCUCAAGGCAAACAGUUUGAUACUUUCCCUAAUGAUUCCUAUAUAGGAAACCUCGGCUUAUGCGGGCUGCCGUUAUCAAAAAGUUGUGAUAAUGAUGAGAAAAUUCCGGUCGGAUUUGAUAGAGAAGAUGAUGAUGAUGGAUUGAACUGGAAAUUUUCUAUAAUAAUGGGGUAUGGAUGUGGGUUGGUGCUGGGAUUGGGCAUGGGAUAUAUUGCAUUCACAACUGGAAGACCAUGGUGGUUCGUGAGGACUUACGAGAGAGUUCGAGAAAGAUUUGCAAAAAAGGUAAAAAAGAGAACUCUUUGAGGGAUUUUUGUUGUAGAGCAAACAAUGGAGAG
Molecule: messenger RNA, 2106 nt
Organism: Hibiscus syriacus
Lineage: Eukaryota; Viridiplantae; Streptophyta; Magnoliopsida; Malvales; Malvaceae
Product: receptor-like protein 9DC3
Exons: 4
Coding region: 1028-2074 (348 amino acids)
Molecular function (GO): protein binding
Source: RefSeq, a predicted model, not a curated record